Molecule: messenger RNA, 1910 nt
Organism: Leguminivora glycinivorella
Lineage: Eukaryota; Metazoa; Arthropoda; Insecta; Lepidoptera; Tortricidae
Gene: Pabp2
Product: polyadenylate-binding protein 2
Exons: 7
Coding region: 211-888 (225 amino acids)
Molecular function (GO): RNA binding
Source: RefSeq, a predicted model, not a curated record
UAAUUAGCAUUGAUUGUCAUUUGUCAGUAGUGUUUGGUUUGGCGUUUAAUUUUCGGUUAUCAGUAUUUUGCCAAACAAAUCUAUAAAUAUCUGGAAUAUAAUGAUAUGUUUUUAAAAUUUCCCCUCUCAUAAAACGUUCGGUUGACCGAAAGUAAACAACAGUCUGUGAAUCCUCAAAUAUUCUAUUCAUGAUACAAGAAGUUCCCUGACAUGGCCGAUAAUGAUGAUUAUUUAGACUCGAUUGACAACAAUCAUCUAGACGGAACCAACGGUUCCCUAAACAUGACCGACAGCAGCCUAGGCGGUGGGGAUGAGGCAGCAGGAGGCGAGGUGCCCGACCUGGCCGCCAUCAAGGCGCGCGUGCGUGAGAUGGAGGAGGAGGCGGAGAAGCUCAAACAGAUGCAGACCGAGGUGGACAAGCAGAUGAGCAUGGGCAGCCCGCCUGGCCUCACAAGUCCACUGAACAUGUCAAUCGAGGAGAAGAUAGAGGCAGACAACAGAUCCGUGUAUGUGGGCAACGUGGACUAUGGGGCCACAGCUGAGGAACUUGAACAACAUUUUCAUGGCUGUGGCUCAAUUAAUAGGGUUACAAUAUUAUGUAAUAAGUUUGAUGGACAUCCCAAAGGAUUUGCGUACAUAGAGUUUGGAGACAAAGACAGUGUACAGACCGCCAUGGCUAUGGACGAGUCAUUAUUUAGGGGGCGUCAAAUUAAGGUGAUGCCGAAGCGCACGAACAAGCCGGGGCUGUCGUCCACGAACCGGCCGCCGCGCGGCGCGCGCGGGCGCGGGCGCGGGUUCCGCGGCGGCUACUCGUCCUACUACUCCGGCUACCGGCCCGUGCGGCGCGGCAGAGGUUACAGGCGCGGCAUGUAUUACUCCCCGUACUGAGUGCGGUGCAGGGGCCGCCGCCCGCUGGCGAUGGCGCGGCGCCGCGCGUAGCCAUAGCGCUGUAACGUUAGUGGACCGGACGCCGCCGCCGCACCGGACUAGGCUCCAGCCGCCCGCACCGCUCGUGAGAAUUUAUGUUUAGAUUAUGGUACACGUUUUUUUCCACCGCACCGUCGCCACUGCCGGACCUGUCGUCUACAAAAUAGUGCUCCCGGUCCCGCUUGUCGUUCUGCCAGAUCUGACUACAUUGAAAAAAGUAUUAUAGGUAGAAAGUACCAUAUUACUGUUAACCUACAUUUACGGAACCGCGAGCGGACCGUGAAUGCUAUGUGUCACCGAGGUCAUCGGAACGAAUUCUACUACCUAUGUCUGGUUGAUGCAGAUAUAGACACAUUAUUAAAUAGGAAAUAUAAGGGAAGAACGGCUCGUAUAUGUUUAAGCCUAUUGAAAUUGAAAUAGUAUGUAAGAGAAAUUUAAUAUUGAUGAAGGUGACUACAAAUUAUUUUAAAUGACUCGGAAUUCUAUUGACCGGUGUGAAUCUUAUCUAAAUAUAGAUAAUUAAUUGUAAGCGUUUGUUGAGCGUGGAUAGGCGUGCCUAAUAAUUUUGUUAGACGUUCGAUCUUGUAGCAUUAAUCGCGUAUUAGAUGUUAUUAAUACGAGGUGAAGGUAUGCAAAAAUGCAGACAGCAUUAGAGUAUGUAGAAAUGCUAGCCACAAGUUUCAAGUAUGAAUUAUCAAUUAUAAUGAUAUACAGUAUUUUUCUUGUAUUGUGUUGUGCCGAUUUUUCUUGUCGUUGUAAGAUCACUAUUAAAUAUUACAUUUUUUUAAAUAGAAGUAAUUUGUCACAUUUUGUUGUAUAAUGGAUGUUCCAUAAUGUGUCAGUGAAUUAAUUUAUGUCAAUUUAUAUUUCCUGUAUAUUUUUUUUGAAAAGAAAUGAAAUAGCACUCUAAAAGUAUUAUAUAAAUGCAAAAAAAUGUGCUGAAUGAAUGAGAAAUGAUAAUUAAGAUUAAUUUUAAGAGCGAA